GAGUCUCGCGAGAACAGCCCAUUGUUGUUCCAAGCAGCUAGUGCUCCUAAUCUAGCUGCCUACCUGCGAUGGCUGCUCUCGGACCUCUGACCGAGGCGGAGAGGCCCCGACACCGGCCGUUUCUGAUCGGAGUCAGCGGAGGAACUGCCAGCGGCAAGUCGACAGUCUGCGCCAAGAUCAUGGAGCUCCUGGGCCAGAACAAGGUGGACCACCGCCAGAGGAAGGUGGCCAUUGUAAGUCAGGACAGCUUCUACAGAGUCCUGACCCCAGAGCAGAAGGCAAAGGCACUGAAGGGCCAGUACAACUUUGACCAUCCAGAUGCAUUUGACAACGAGUUAAUGUACCAAACCCUCAAAGACAUCGUGGAGGGGAGAGUGGUAGAAGUGCCUACAUAUGACUUUGUCACUCAUUCCAGAUUGGAUGACAAGAUCACAGUCUACCCGGCAGACGUGGUCCUGUUUGAGGGGAUCCUCGUCUUCUACAACCAGAAAGUGCGCGACAUGUUUCAUAUGAAGCUCUUCGUGGACACAGACUCUGAUGUCAGAUUGUCUCGCAGAGUCCUGCGAGACAUGAACAGAGGGAGAGACCUGGAGCAGAUCCUCACUCAGUACACCACAUUUGUCAAGCCUGCCUUUGAGGAGUUCUGUCUGCCUACUAAGAAGUAUGCAGAUGUCAUCAUUCCAAGAGGAGUUGAUAACAUGGUGGCCAUCAACCUCAUCGUGCAGCACAUACAAGACAUUCUGAACGGUGACAUCUGUAAAUGGCAGCGCGGGUCUGUCAGCAGCCACGGGCGGAGCCUCAAGCGGGCCAUUUCUGAGCAGGCGGACCUGCAGAACGGAUCAUCCAACCCUCCAGGGAAAAGGGUCCUGCUGGAGCCCAGCAGUCGCCCCCACUGAGAUGGUCUGGAUGGGUGUGUCUCAACUGUGAAUAUGAGCUUGGAGUUGGGAUUGUUGCUGCUGAUUUGGUGUGGGUCAGUAACUCGUCCCACCUUUGGCAGAUUUUAUUUUUCUUUUUUUAAAAAUAAACCACAAUCCCAUGUCCAAGUACUUAGUGCUGCAACAUUUCCAUAAUUCCCUUGUAAUUAAGGUGCAUCACUGAAAUGGGUUAUCAGCAAUCACUGAUAACACUUAAAGCAAGUUACUGUCUUCCAUAUUUUUCUUGAAUUCUUUGUAAUAUUGCUGUGGUCUGAAAUGAGGACGAUGUAACAGGACGUAGGAAAUUUUCAAUUAUUUAAAUGUUUGAAUUCAAUAGUUUUGCACAUUAAUUUUUUUUCUUAUUUAUACAUGUAGACUCUUACUUUUUGUUUAAUAUAUUUAAAACUCACGUGAACUAGGUACCAUGUUGCUUUCUCUGCUUUAAAUGUAUUUGAUAACUUAUUUAAUCUAAUUCUAUGAGGGUCAAAAGCUCAUCUAUGUUUUCAGCAGUGCUGCACCUAGUUUGGUAUAGGCUGCUUUUUUUUUUUUUUUUUUUUGGGAUUGGACCUGUUAAAGCUGAAGCCAUGCCUUAACUUUUUUUUUUUAAUUCAUUUUCCACUGACUGCACUGUAUAACAAUAAAUGUAAUUUAAGGAUUCAAGGAAAUGGGCUGCUUAUUUUGGAAUACCGAGGAGGAAAAUUAUGCCUCUGAUCAA
This is a messenger RNA of Myripristis murdjan (pinecone soldierfish), 1629 nucleotides long. RefSeq names its product uridine-cytidine kinase 1 (gene uck1). The record is from RefSeq and is a predicted model, not a curated record. Lineage: Eukaryota; Metazoa; Chordata; Actinopteri; Holocentriformes; Holocentridae. Gene Ontology annotation, molecular function: ATP binding; kinase activity. The coding region runs from base 69 to 896 and encodes 275 amino acids. The transcript is spliced from 7 exons.